Acanthoscelides obtectus is the source of this 330-nucleotide messenger RNA. Lineage: Eukaryota; Metazoa; Arthropoda; Insecta; Coleoptera; Chrysomelidae. The record is from the annotation of a GenBank genome assembly.
AUGAACGCAUCUGACAAUGACAACACCCAGCUCCCUGAAUCUGCGUCUAUUUUAGAAGAAAUACCACAGAACAUGUCCAUAGAUAACAACCUUCGACAAGAUCGUCCACCUUCGCCCUCGUUGCCAGGUCCUUCGCCUUCAUCCUCGUUGCUGGUGCCUUCCCUUCGUCCCUCGUUGCCAGCUAUCACAAGGCAAACACGCAAAAGAAAAGAUUUAAGUCUCGAGCAUUUCUCGAUAUUGAGAGAGGAAAAAAUGAAAAUUCUUCGCGAAGAUCAACAGAUAAUACUGACGACGACCUUCUUUGGUUCAAAUCAAUAUUACCUUACAUGA